AUGACUACUCAGGAGACUUUUAAGGACUUGGGGUGCAGUUCGUCGGAGGAGGACAGUAACCGCGCGGACUUGGCAGACACUCCAGCAGAGGAGAAGACAUCCCCGGUGGUGCGCCGGCAUCACCCGUUCAGUGUGGAGGCGCUUAUGUCCGGGAGGAAGACGGACGGACGUGGCGAAGAGUCCACCUGCGGUACACCGGAGAGUGGACCGGUGGUGUUGUCUCCCUCAGGAUUAAACUCUCUGUAUAUGUGCCGGGAGACGUGCAGUCCUCCUCGGGGAAGCCGAAAAAGCUUUAUGGCUUCGCCUUCGUCGCCAGUAAAAUCCGAAACAUCAGAAUCCGAGGAUUGCACACCAUGGGUCACCAACAGCGCGUUUUCUGCACAGCCACGUCACAUCAAUCCCUCCUGUCAGUUGAGGAAGCACAAGACCAACCGAAAGCCCCGCACUCCCUUCACCACGUCUCAACUACUGGCCCUGGAGAGGAAGUUCAGACAGAAGCAGUAUCUGUCAAUUGCAGAGCGGGCGGAGUUCUCGUCCUCCUUGACCCUGACAGAGACCCAGGUGAAGAUCUGGUUCCAAAAUCGCCGGGCAAAAGCCAAGAGACUCCAGGAGGCCGAGCUGGAGAAACUCAAGAUGGCUGCUGACGCCAAGACUGCAGCAGUGGCAGCUGCUGCUGCUGGAGCUUUACACCCUGGCUUUACGUUACCGCUGUCAUUGGGCGCCAUGUCAUUAUACGGACAGUCAUACUCAGCCUACCAUCAGCAGCACAGACCCAUACUGCCCAUUUCACCUUUAGGACUGUACGCUGCUCCUCUGGGCUACAGCAUGUACCACUUGUCGUAA
Scomber japonicus (chub mackerel) is the source of this 843-nucleotide messenger RNA. Its product is annotated as homeobox protein MSH-D-like. Gene Ontology annotation, molecular function: DNA-binding transcription factor activity, RNA polymerase II-specific; RNA polymerase II transcription regulatory region sequence-specific DNA binding. The record is from RefSeq and is a predicted model, not a curated record. Bases 1 to 843 code for a protein of 280 amino acids. Gene Ontology annotation, biological process: embryonic morphogenesis; regulation of transcription by RNA polymerase II. The transcript has 2 exons. Gene Ontology annotation, cellular component: nucleus. Lineage: Eukaryota; Metazoa; Chordata; Actinopteri; Scombriformes; Scombridae.